This is a messenger RNA of Maniola jurtina (meadow brown), 1953 nucleotides long. It is a transcript of the gene DNApol-alpha73, whose product is annotated as DNA polymerase alpha subunit B. Gene Ontology annotation, molecular function: DNA binding. Gene Ontology annotation, cellular component: alpha DNA polymerase:primase complex. NCBI's taxonomy places the organism in Eukaryota, Metazoa, Arthropoda, Insecta, Lepidoptera, Nymphalidae. The transcript is spliced from 12 exons. Gene Ontology annotation, biological process: DNA replication initiation; DNA replication. The record is from RefSeq and is a predicted model, not a curated record. Bases 79 to 1821 code for a protein of 580 amino acids.
CGCAUAGGUACUUUUUGAUUGGCGCUCUUUUUACUUCGUGCUUCCUUCAUUCGCUCCGCUCUUUCAAUUUAGCAGAAAAUGGCUACCGAAGAAUUGGUGACUGAGCAGUUUCAAUUUUUAGGCAUAGAAGUCUCUAAAGAAGUUUUGAGUAAAUGUGUAAGUUUGUGCGCUGAAUACGAUGUUGAUGCUGAAACAUUUAUCGAGCAAUGGAUGGCAUUCAGUUUGACGGCGUUAAAUGGUGCAGGACCGACUUUAGAGAACUUGAAUUUGCUCGAGAAAAGGGAAUUAUCCAAACGGUCGGCGAGUCGAAACGCUUCUCUCAAUGAAGUACAAACUACCGGCACAAGUUUGACAGUUUAUGGCGCGCCCACCUCUAUACAACCAGAUAAUGAAGUGCUCUCAAAUUAUAUGAGUGAUGCCCCAAAGAGAGUAAAAUUAGAACAAACAGACCAAGGCUCAAAUCAGAUUGAACUACAUCCAGCCACAUAUUCGCCAAAUGUGGAUCGCUCAGGCAAAUACAGUUCCCGCACUAAUCAGGGUUCCGUAGUGCAUUCGUACGGCGAUGAGAAGCUGCUAGCUGCUAUAUCCAAUCCCACUUCUGCAAACGAUUUGCUAGAGUUGAACAUAUCGCAAGUACGUAACGAUGACGGAGACUUGUAUACUAAAGCCAUGUUUGGUUUUGAACUAUUACAUGAAAAGGCCAGCACAUUUGACAAUCACAUACGCUACAUAUCGCAGUGCAUCAUGAAGAAGAAUGCUUUCACAGAAUCCUCUUCAGUGAGGCAUAAAACUUUAACAGAAGUAGUAGUAGCGGGCAGAAUAGAGUGCGAUGCGGACGCGAGACUCAACUCCAAGAGCGUAGUUCUUCAGGGAACGUGGGACGAGUCGCUGAGCCUAGCUGUGCCUGUCGACUUGGACAGUGUCUCGCAAUACUCGUUGUUUCCGGGCCAAGUGGUGGUGAUGAGAGGCGUGAACCCGCGCGGGGACAAAUUUGUGCCGCAACAGAUCUACUGCGACGCCGCACGACCCAUACCCGACCCACAGGCUGACAUGAUGAACACGCUCAAAGGUACAAUGUCAAUAGUAAUAUCAGCUGGCCCGUACACCACAUCAAACAACAUGACAUACGAACCCCUUAAGGACCUGAUCACAUAUGUAGGCACGCAUAAACCACACGUGCUCAUCAUGACGGGCCCUUUCAUUGACAGCGAUCACGCCAAAGUGAAGGACAACUCCAUGGCGGAGACAUACAAGUCCUUCUUUGACAAACUGAUGGAUAAUUUAGCAGAAAUCGCUACGACAAGCCCCUUCACAAAAAUGUACAUAGUGUCGAGCCAAAAGGAUGCAUUCCAUACAAACAUCUACCCCACUCCAUCGUACAGCAGUCGCAAGAAACACACAAACAUACACUUCCUGCCAGAUCCCAGCACUUUGAACAUCAAUGGAGUGUUCGUAGGCGUCACCAGUACUGACGUACUCAUGCAUAUCAGCCAGGAGGAGAUUUCGCUAGGCUCGGGAGGUGACAAGCUGGCUCGGCUCGCGAGUCACAUACUGGCCCAGCAGUGCUACUACCCGCUGUGGCCGACCUCUCUGUCCGCGGACGCCGCGCUGUGGGCCGCGCAUGCGCAGCUGCCGGCCACUCCGCACCUCCUGGUACUGCCGUCCAACUUCAGAUACUUCGUCAAGGAAGUGAACGGCUGUGUAGUGGUGAAUCCAGAGCAUUUGACGAAAGGAGUCGGUGGCGGUACAUUCGCCCGAAUUUUGAUAACUCCCGAUACAAAUAAACCUAUCAGUAUAGCAGCACAAAUUGUACGGAUUUAACAACUGAUUGUUAAGGCCAUCUUAAAUAUUAGCUUUUAAUAUACUAUAUUGGGGGCUAAUUGAAACAAACAAUGGAUGUGAGAAGGACAUUUAUUAAAAGCUUUAAUUCAUUAAUAAACUUUUUACAAAAUA